Carassius auratus (goldfish) is the source of this 3235-nucleotide messenger RNA. RefSeq lists its product as uncharacterized. The transcript has 12 exons. Lineage: Eukaryota; Metazoa; Chordata; Actinopteri; Cypriniformes; Cyprinidae. Gene Ontology annotation, biological process: protein autophosphorylation; negative regulation of apoptotic process; regulation of mitotic cell cycle. Gene Ontology annotation, cellular component: cytoplasm. Gene Ontology annotation, molecular function: protein serine/threonine kinase activity; ATP binding. The record is from RefSeq and is a predicted model, not a curated record. Bases 337 to 2499 code for a protein of 720 amino acids.
UCCUCCCCGAGAGAACGUCAGUAUAUUAUGACGUCACAUGGUAUAAACUGUACACCCGCGCGCUCUGAAGAUCACUUCAGUUCAGUGAGACUCCGAGCAGAAGCGAAGACGUUCACCUGAGCAGAGCCUCGAAGUCUAUCAAGACGGACAGUUGACAAAAAUUCAGCAAGUUUGACAGCGACACAGUCAACACGCGUUUCUCCUGCUUUUGAGUCAGUGGAGCUCUACUUCAGCAGCUCAGUGUCAGCAGAUGUUCAGCUGAUAUUGAGUGACUCUCCACAGACAGCUGGAGGAAAAAGCUCUUCAGAACAACAGGCUUCUCCCACAGCAGCCGCUAUGGAGAACCGCUCAACAGAAAAACAAACCAGAAAGAGGAAGACAAAACGCAUCCAUGCAUUCUUCCGGCGAAUUGGGAAGACUUUAAAGCUUUGCACCCUACACUGCUACGGGGACGAUAUAUUGUCCCCAUUUCCAUCCGAUGAUCCAGCAGAUCUCCAGCCACGUUUAUCUGGCCUUGAAUGGGCGUUAUCAAUCGAUCCAUGUCCAUCUGGUUUGGAGCUGACAGUUAACACCAAUCCGGCUGAUCCUGAUGGGUCAUUGGUCUCAGAACCAUCCAGUCUUGAGGUGAUAUCUGACAGUGAUCAGGCUGAUCCAGAGCCAUCACCUGUCCCAGGUCAAUCCAGCCUCGAUUUAAAGUUAACACUGGAUCCAGGUCUAUCCAAACUGGUUUCUGAGACAAUGAAUGUCCCAGGACUAUCUAGUCUUGAUGUAACACCUGAACCAAGUCUAUCCAGUAUUGAGAUGAAACCGGACAUGGAUCUAACCGAGCCCAAGCCAUCAUCUGUCCCAGGUCCAUCUGGUUUUGAGGCAGCUAUUGAACAACAAUCAACAAAGAGGAAGAAGAAAGGCAUCUGUGCAUUCUUCCGCCGAACAUGGAGGGUUGUUAAGUGUGCUGCUCUCUGUGGCCAAAGGGGCAACAAAGUGGCUCCAGAUCCAUUUGCCAUUGACCCAGUGGCUCAACAGGAAAAUUCAGAUCUCCAGCCAGAUUUAUUCAGACUUGAGUGGCUGACACUUAAUGCUGAGCCAACAUAUCUGGAGCCAUCACCUGUCCCAGGCCCAUCCAAACUGAAUAAUGAGCCAAUGCCUGCCCCACAUCAGUCUGGUUAUGAGCCACCUGUUGAAAAACAAAGAAAAAUCAGGAUGAAGAAAGACAUCCGAGCAUUCUUCCAGCGAACAUGGAGGACUGUUAAGUUUCCCUCCUUGGCCCCAGAUUCAUGUCGAGUUGAGCCAGUAGUUCAUUGGGAUCAAGUGGACCUCCAGCCAGGUCUAUCUGGUCCCUUGUGGUUGUCAAGGAAUGAUCCAGGUCCUUCUUGUUUCGAGGUGACAGUCAUGGCCAACCAAAAUCCACCUGAUUCUAAGCCAGAUCCAUUCAGCCUCCAGUCACACUUAACACUUGACCCAGGCCCAGCUGGUCUUGUAGUUGAGUUGACGUCUGUCCCAGGACCAUCCAGUCAGGAGAUAAUGCCAGUCUAUGGGUCUGACAUGGGUCUGGAUGUUCCUGAGCUAAAACCCAUUCCAGGUUCCAGUCUCGUUCUGACAGCUGCUGUGGAUCUGAUUGAUCCCGAGCCGUCAUCUGCCUCUGGUUCAUGCAGCUGCAGGCGGACACCUGACACUGAUCUGGACAAUUCUAAACAAAAACAUGUCCCAGUCCUAUCUGGUUUUUGGCCAACUGCAGCAAAAUUUUCCUCCCGUUAUGAUGUGGGACGGAAGUUGGGACAGGGAGGUUUUGGCUCUGUGUAUAAGGGGACUCACAGAUUUAGUGGACGGAAGGUUGCUAUCAAAUUUCUACCUAAGAAUCUCUGGAACAGCUUAAUUAAUGUGCCUGGAUCUACAGAACCUCUGCUGUCAGAAGUGGUUAUGAAUGUGAUGGUGUGCGCACCUCCGAAAAGCCCCUACAUUGUACAAAUGAUCGAGUGGUUUGAUCAGACACAUCAGUUCGUCAUAGUUAUGGAAUAUCCACAUCCAUGUCAGACCUUGCUGGAAUUUACCAUGUGCCAUGGAUGUUGUCUGGAUGAAUCUGUGGCACGUGGUUUAAUGCGGCAAGCGGUGCUUGCAGCCAAACACUGCAUUGAACGGGGCAUCUUACACAAUGACAUCAAGACGGACAACAUGCUGGUCAACACAGAGACACUGCAGCUCAAACUAAUAGACUUCAGCUGUAGCAAACGUAUUAACAUGUCUUGCUCUGAAGAUCAUCAACAGGCGGUUGGAUCAACAGUCUGGUCUUUGGCUAUGGUACUUUUGGAGAUAGUAAACGGAGACCAGCCCAUGAGUGUUUUGCAGAAAGCACGUCAUCCUUUGAUACCAAAUUUCUCCAGUGCUCCCUCUUUAAUCAUGGGAAAUUUGAAGUACAUGCGCUUCUCCAGUCCGAAGAUAUCGGUGAAAGUUUUUUCCCAAGGUAAGUUUUUCACUUCACCACAUCUCUUCCACAAUGAAUAGCUUGUCAUCCUUACAUGACUGUUAAAGGUAACUUACAUUUUGGUAAACCUUAAUCUGUGCCAUGCAAUGUCAUAAAAUCUAGAGAAAUGUUUGAGGUGGUCAGCGGGGUACAUUUGAGACAGGAUGUAUCAAAUGUACCCGCACUAGAAUCCUAUUGCGGCACAUGCAGUUUAGUUGCACAACGUAAGAUCAAAAAUUAAUAGUCACAUUCAGACAAUGUACAAAGCAAAUUAAACCAACAUUUGAUAUUUGUGAUAUUAAACUGCUUACGUCUUAUUGACAUAUUUUCUAACAUGUAGAUAAGGAUAUUAGGGCAUAUCGUAAAGUAUGCAAGGUGGUAAAUGGGUACAGUUGAUACACCAGAGUUCAUUUAAGUGAAUAACAUUUAAAUCUGUUUGUUUGGACAGACGGACUAAAACCCAGCUAACAAAAAAAGGUCCCCAGGACGUCCCCCGGACGUUUUGUGGCACUGUCUCCUUCUCCUUCGGUGGUCAUGGCCACUAAUUUCGUGGAAGCAUGCAACGUUGAAAGAUGUUUGAGAGCAGCUAUGAAGAAUCCCGUGCUUCCGUCGCCAACUGAAGCAGAGGCUGAAAAACACAUUAAGGAUUAUCUCCGCUUGGCCCCAGGGAGAAUGCCUUGUUAGUCAACUUGCUUUUUUGUUGUUUGUUUGUUUGGUUCAGGAUUAAAAUAAUAAUAAUAAUAACAUAAACAACUGCUUAUUUUCAUUCACCGUUAA